Messenger RNA from Pestalotiopsis fici W106-1, 1557 nucleotides. RefSeq lists its product as uncharacterized. The coding region runs from base 1 to 1557 and encodes 518 amino acids. Gene Ontology annotation, biological process: transmembrane transport. The record is from RefSeq and is a predicted model, not a curated record. NCBI's taxonomy places the organism in Eukaryota, Fungi, Ascomycota, Sordariomycetes, Amphisphaeriales, Sporocadaceae. Gene Ontology annotation, molecular function: transmembrane transporter activity. Gene Ontology annotation, cellular component: membrane. The transcript is spliced from 10 exons.
AUGGAACCCAGUGAUAUCACCGGCGCUAGUCGGGCAUCGGCUCAAGCUGCGACGUCUGAUCUCAUCGAGAAGAUUGAUAUCUCACAAGAUGCUGUAGCAGAUCCUGCUGAUGAUCAGGACGAAUCCUGUCACUACCAGCCACUUCGGAUCAUGGCCGAAGCCCGCAGUCGCAAUACCCUAUCGAGGGCUCAGUCCGCAACUUCAACCAAGAGCAUCGGUCGCCUACGCUCAAAUAAUGGCCAUGGAUGUGCCGAGCUGGACGACAGUGCCGAUGAGACCGAGGCCCUUGAUCGGGUUGACGGCUCGAGCAAGGAUCCAUUUGAGGUGUCCUGGGAUGGUGACAACGAUCCAUUCUGUCCGCGGAGCAUGUCAUUGCUACAUAAGUGGACCAUCGUUCUGAUCGUGGGUUUUGGAAGUCUAUGCGUAACAUGUGCAAGCUCCAUCUAUACCUCGACAUAUUCGCAGAUGAACCCAGAGUUUGAUAUCUCCACCAUAGUCGGGACGCUCGGUUUGUCAACGUUCGUCCUGGGCAUCGCGUUGGGGCCUCUCUUGAUGAGCCCAUUGAGUGAGUUUUAUGGCCGGCGACCAAUCUACCUUGUUUCAUCCAGGACCAUGUUCACCAUAUGGAUCAUCCCAUCUGCCGUCGCCCAGAAUGCCGAAACCAUGAUCGUGGCACGCUUCUUCGAUGGGUUUGCCGGCAGUGCAUUCCUCAGCGUCGCAGGGGGGACUGUGAGUGACGUUUUUCGAAGGGAUGCUAUCCAGGGGCCAAUGACUAUCAUAUCACUGAGCCCGUUCAUUGGCCCUAGCCUGGGUCCGUUAAUCGGAGGCUUCAUAAACGCCAAUACGCAUUGGCGAUGGACAUAUUAUUUUCUACUUAUAUGGGCAGCAUUCAUGCUUGUUUGCAUCGUGUUUCUCGCACCCGAGACAUUCCACCCAGUGAAGCUGAGAGAAAAGGCGCGCGCGCUCCGGAACGAGACCGGAGACGAUCGCUGGAAAGCCCCGAUGGAGAGGCAGAAUAAAUCCGUCGCCAACUCUCUCGCCAACUCUCUUCUGAGACCGUUCCAACUAUUGUUGUUUGAGCCCAUGUGUCUCGUACUUUGCCUCUUCUCGGCCAUCCUGCUCGGCAUACUAUACCUCUUUUUUGGCGCCUUCGGCCUCAUAUUCGGCAACGUGUAUGGCUUCAACCUGUGGCAGACAGGUGUGUCGUUCUUGGGAAUCAUGGUAGGCAUGCUUGCUGCGUCGGCCACGAAUCCCAUCUGGCACCGGGUGCACAACAAACUGGUCGCUGAGAAUGGCGGCGUCUCAGAACCCGAGUUCCGACUCCCAUCGGCUGUGGCGGGCGCCUUCCUGGUGCCAGUCGGGCUGUUCUGGUUUGCCUGGUCGGCCUACCCCUGGGUUCAUUGGAUUGUGCCCAUCAUUGGGUCCGCAGUGUUCGGAAUGGGGACGUUGCUGGUCUUUACUGGCAUAUUCACAUUUCUGGUCGAUGCAUACCCGCUCUAUGCAGCGUCAGCCCUCGCGGCUAACGCGUUCGCAAGGUGUGCAUUUGCAGGUGAGUGA